AUGGAGGGAGGGAGUGAUGGGACUCCUAAACCAACUGAAACUUGGGCUAAUAAGGUGAAGGGUAGCUCUAUUGCCUCAAAAGGGAAAGCACUAUCGUUUGUCGCCCCUGUUUGUACUGAUGGGAAAGUAAUUGCUUGUUUGCAACAAUCUGAACUUAAUAGAUGCAAUUCCCUGUGGUCUAAUGCUGUAGUGAUGUUUGUUAUUGGUGAGACACCCACAAUUGCUUCUGUAAUGAGGUUUAUCACAAAAGAAUGGAAUCAUGUAGCUAUGCCUAAGGUCUUUCUACAUGAUGAAGGAUAUUUUGUGCUGAAAUUUGGAUCUGUAGAGGAUAAGGAUGCUGUGUUGUUUGCAGGGCCACACUUCUUCUAUGGGAAGCCUACUAUUCUCAAGCAGUGGUCUCCUAGUUUUCAUUUUCAUGAGGAAGUGUUGAAAGUCAUUCCCCUGUGGAUUAAGUUCCCAAACCUGCCUUUGAACUGUUGGGGAGAAGACUCUCUCAGUAGAUUGAGUAGUGUGGUUGGGGUGCCUUUGUAUGCAGAUGAGUGUACUUCUCAGCAGCUUAGAAUUUCCUUUGCUAGAGUGCUUGUUGAGGUAGAUGUAACUAGACCAUUGCCUUCCAGUAUUACUGUAGCAGAUCCCUCAGGACAAGAAUUUGAACAAGCAAUAGAGUAUGAGUGGAAACCAGAAUAUUGUAAGAAGUGUUGUAUGGUGGGGCAUAAUUGCAAUGUGAAAGUGUUCAAAGCAGCUGCUCCUGUUAAAAAGGUUGUUGAAUAUCACCUUACUCCUGUGGGUAAUAAUGUGGAAGCUCAUGAAACAACAGAAUGGAAAGUGGAUGCUAGGAGAACUAAACAUAGGGAGGAGAGACCUGUGUUAAAGGGUACUCCUGUGCAGAACUCUUUUAGUCUGCUAUCUAUGGAGCAACAGGAUGAGAACAUAAAUGGAGUUGAGGAGGAGAAUGAAGGGGGGGUAUCUGGUUUUAUCAACCACCCAGGAUGA
Molecule: messenger RNA, 993 nt
Organism: Spinacia oleracea (spinach)
Lineage: Eukaryota; Viridiplantae; Streptophyta; Magnoliopsida; Caryophyllales; Amaranthaceae
Exons: 2
Coding region: 1-993 (330 amino acids)
Source: RefSeq, a predicted model, not a curated record